AUGUCGUCCAUGAGUCGAUCAUUUCUCGGACAGCAAGGGACUUUAUUUUUCUCGCGAGACACACGCGGAUCGUACGAGCUAGCACCCGGGCUAGACGAGCCUUACGGUAUAGAUGUGCUCGCACCAGCAUUUGAACCAAGUCAUGGUCAAAAUGAUCCUCGUUACAACCUGUCGCGCGAAGAAGUUCUUAAAGGAUUCGCAAAUCGCUUCGUGCAUUCAACUACGUACUUGUACUUGUAUGCCACGAUGGCUAUUUUAUCGCUGGUAACCGUGAUUUUCUCGCUUGUAUGGACAUGUCCAGGCCCUGCCUUUUAUAUACUCGAGUUACUUGUCAAUGUGGUCUUGGUUGCUGAAGUGUCAGUUCGACUCGUCGCUUAUGGCAAGAAUUUUUGGAAGUCGACUUUCAACAUCAUCGACUUGUGCCUUGUGGCCUUGUGUCUAGUCACGCUAGUGGUUCUCUUUCUCGGACAUGGAUGCUCGCCGUUAUCUCAGCGACCGGGUAUGAGCGAGGAAUUACUAGACAGCGUUCUUUUGAUCGUACGAAAUGUCAUGCAAUGCAUGCGCUUGAUUAGUGUGAUUCGGCGCAGUGGCUACAACGUCUCAACUCGUAUUAUGGCCAUUGACCUUAAUGAUGCGCAUGAUUACAACCUCGAUCUUGACCUUGAAGAAGAAAGCUCACAAGCGCUUCAGCGUAUGCGUGAUGGAGGUGAUCAACGCUCUGGUGAGCGUGGAUGGAGUCCUCAGUCACGCCCUGACACAUUCGUUGCAUCACGUCCGGAUGAUAGUAUUAUAGCUAUGGAUAGUACAGAAAUAGACGAUACGCAUUUAUAG
Malassezia globosa CBS 7966 is the source of this 831-nucleotide messenger RNA. RefSeq lists its product as uncharacterized. The record is from RefSeq and is a predicted model, not a curated record. NCBI's taxonomy places the organism in Eukaryota, Fungi, Basidiomycota, Malasseziomycetes, Malasseziales, Malasseziaceae. Gene Ontology annotation, biological process: monoatomic ion transport; transmembrane transport. Gene Ontology annotation, cellular component: membrane. The coding region runs from base 1 to 831 and encodes 276 amino acids. Gene Ontology annotation, molecular function: monoatomic ion channel activity. The transcript has a single exon.